Molecule: messenger RNA, 3175 nt
Organism: Cygnus olor (mute swan)
Lineage: Eukaryota; Metazoa; Chordata; Aves; Anseriformes; Anatidae
Gene: SMU1
Product: SMU1 DNA replication regulator and spliceosomal factor
Exons: 12
Coding region: 130-1671 (513 amino acids)
Biological process (GO): mRNA splicing, via spliceosome
Cellular component (GO): precatalytic spliceosome
Molecular function (GO): protein binding
Source: RefSeq, a predicted model, not a curated record
GUGGUAAGGCGCCGUCCCCGGGAGGCGGCAGCAGCAGCGGCGGCGGCGGGGCCUGGCGGAAGCGGCGUCGCGCGAGGCCGGAAGCGACGUAGGCGGCGCGGGGCUUCCGGUGGCGGCGGAGGAGCGAAGAUGUCGAUCGAGAUCGAGUCCUCCGAUGUGAUCCGCCUGAUCAUGCAGUACCUGAAGGAGAACAGCCUGCACCGCGCCCUCGCCACGCUGCAGGAGGAGACCACCGUGUCGCUCAACACCGUGGACAGCAUCGAGAGCUUCGUGGCCGACAUCAACAGCGGGCACUGGGACACGGUGCUGCAGGCCAUACAGUCGCUGAAGCUGCCCGACAAGACCCUCAUCGACCUCUACGAGCAGGUUGUGCUGGAGCUGAUCGAGCUGCGGGAGCUGGGUGCUGCCCGCUCCCUGCUGAGGCAGACGGAUCCCAUGAUCAUGCUGAAGCAGACGCAGCCAGAGCGGUACAUCCACCUGGAAAACCUUCUGGCCAGGUCUUACUUUGAUCCUCGUGAGGCAUACCCUGACGGAAGCAGCAAAGAAAAGCGGAGAGCUGCUAUUGCACAAGCUUUAGCUGGAGAAGUCAGCGUGGUACCUCCAUCCCGUCUUAUGGCAUUGUUGGGGCAGGCGCUGAAGUGGCAACAGCAUCAGGGCCUGCUUCCUCCUGGUAUGACGAUUGACUUGUUCAGAGGCAAAGCAGCUGUGAAAGAUGUAGAAGAAGAGAAGUUCCCCACACAGCUGAGCAGGCAUAUUAAGUUCGGGCAGAAGUCGCAUGUGGAGUGUGCUCGGUUUUCACCAGAUGGUCAGUAUCUGGUCACUGGUUCCGUGGAUGGUUUCAUUGAAGUAUGGAACUUCACUACUGGAAAGAUUAGGAAGGAUCUGAAAUACCAGGCACAAGAUAAUUUUAUGAUGAUGGAUGAUGCAGUGUUGUGCAUGUGCUUCAGCAGAGAUACAGAAAUGCUAGCAACCGGAGCACAAGAUGGAAAGAUCAAGGUGUGGAAAAUCCAGAGUGGUCAGUGCCUGAGAAGGUUUGAACGAGCACACAGUAAAGGUGUCACGUGCCUCAGUUUCUCUAAAGACAGCAGCCAAAUUCUUAGUGCUUCUUUUGAUCAGACAAUCAGGAUUCAUGGUUUAAAAUCUGGCAAAACUUUAAAGGAAUUCCGUGGUCACUCCUCUUUCGUCAAUGAAGCUACUUUUACGCAGGAUGGUCACUAUAUUAUCAGUGCAUCCUCUGAUGGCACAGUGAAGGUUUGGAAUGUGAAGACGACAGAGUGCUCAAACACCUUCAAGUCUCUAGGCAGCACUGCUGGGACAGACAUCACUGUGAACAGUGUCAUUCUGCUGCCUAAAAACCCAGAACACUUUGUGGUUUGCAACAGAUCGAAUACAGUCGUUAUUAUGAACAUGCAGGGUCAAAUUGUAAGAAGUUUUAGCUCUGGUAAGAGAGAAGGUGGUGACUUUGUCUGCUGUGCACUUUCACCUCGUGGUGAAUGGAUCUACUGCGUUGGUGAAGAUUUUGUGCUCUACUGCUUUAGCACAGUGACCGGCAAGCUGGAGAGAACUCUGACAGUUCAUGAAAAAGAUGUCAUUGGCAUUGCUCAUCACCCCCACCAGAACCUGAUUGCCACCUACAGUGAAGAUGGCCUCCUCAAGCUCUGGAAGCCAUAACUUCAUUUGACUUUAAGCUAUGAAGUAUGCCUGUUGGCUGCAGGGUGUUGAUGUUUGCGCUUUUACAAGGUUGAAACGCACAGAGUGCGAUAAUGUGUUCAAUUUUCAGUUCAGUUUUCCAGAAGAUAUCAUUUUUAAUUCUUGGUCUAAAGUUAGCUAGAUUUAUGCUCGUUGUGUAGCAUCACUUAAUUUCAAAUACUUUUAUUUUUACCAGAGUAGCCAAAUCCUAUGGGAGUGGCUGUUGUGUCUCCCGAAGCGUAUACUCUUCUUAUGCUGGUUAUAAAAGCGAAUGAGAUACGAACUAUACAUACAACAGGCUACUGGCUUCCUAUAAUACAGUCAAAUGCUUUUUUUUUUUUUUUUUUGGAGUGAACGAUGUGGGAUAAGAAGGCUGUUUCCUUCACAGCUGGGAUGAAGGCACAGUUUUCCUGGAAUGCAGAUGAAGCUACACUUUCUGCAGUAGGAAGGCAGAAGCUUUUCUAGUCCAGUGUGUUUUGCUGUGUUUGAUUUUUCAUUAUACUUUCUCCAGUUAUUUUUAUUAAGCAUUGUCACACAGCUUCCUCAGAAUGAAACAUUUUUUCUUCCCCAUUUCCCAGGGCUUCCCUCUCUAAAUCUGCCUAGCGUGGCAGUGAGAGGUAGUUUUUUUGUUAAUUAUUAUUAUUUUUUUGUUGUUUGUUUUCAUCUGCUUCCAGGCUAAAAGGAAUAACCUGGGCUCUUUUCCUACUAAUGCAUAAUGUCUUCAAACCAGUUUUAACUGAAACAGGCCUCAGGGGAUCAAUGUUCUAAAACAGGCAAAAGCCUGUUUUGCACACGCCGAGUUCUUAGUGCGGUAAUGUUGCACAUUAAUACCUUGAAUUUCAGCUUACCUUCCUCUCUUCUUAAAAGGGCAUGGCACACUCAGAUGGGUCUAAUUAAUGGUAACAGUGAUGCUUAGGUCCCGCUCUAUGAUAGAAAAGAUUCUAGACUCUUCAGUUUGGAACAGAUGAUGAUUCUGUCUGAGAUCCUGGCUAGGGCAAACCAUUGUGAAUGAUCACCAGAAUCUUCUAAAAUCCUACUAUAGUUUUUUUUCUAGGAUGUAGCUAUAAUGGAAGCUUUGUCUAUAAUGAUGGGACGAACAUGUGCAUGUAGAUUUGAGUCUGCUGCGCUUCUAGUUUUCAUCUCUUGUAGAAUGCUUUCUUUCAAACAGUAAUAACUUUUCUGUGACUCAAUAAAUUAGUUCCAGUUCAAGUAACCUCAGUCUUUUUCAGCUGGCGGGCUUGAUCCUAGCGCGAUUAUUGGUUGUCAGCCAGUGACAAAACCCUUUUGGCACUGACCUGUGUAUUUGGCUGGUCUGUGCUCCUGGUGGUCUAAAGAAAUGCAAACAAUUUUAGCAUAAUUUCUCAUAAGGCAUUGUUUGUUCACUACAACUCUAGAAGCUCAUUCUAUGUUAUCUGCAAUGUUUUAAUUCCUAAAUUGUUUUUUUACUUCCUUAGAUACGGCAAUAAAGUUAUUUUUUAGAUAGCAA